AUGGAAAAAAACAUGAAAAAAGAACCAAAGAACCAAACAAUAUCUUACCUAUAUCCUCCUCCAUUAUUAACAAUUCGAAAUGAAGAAUAUCAACAACAUUCUUGUGAUGUUAAUAAUCAAAUAUCAGAUAAAACUAAUUUUCAAUGUUUAUCUAAUCAAAAAUUUAUUUCAAAUGAAAUGACAACCAAUGAUUCUUCUCAAAUAUCAACAUUAACUAAAUUUUGUUAUAAAAAAAUCUGUACAAAAUGUAUUCCCGAAAGUAUUCAUAAUAAUCAGGAUACAAAUCAACAGAUUAAUAUUGAUCUACUCUAUACAUAUGAUCCAUUUCAAGCUGGGGUAGGAUAUACAAUGAAUAGUUUUAUAUUAAAAAAAAAAUCUCAAUUGACAAAUUCUUAG
Messenger RNA from Rotaria sp. Silwood1, 396 nucleotides. NCBI's taxonomy places the organism in Eukaryota, Metazoa, Rotifera, Eurotatoria, Philodinida, Philodinidae. The record is from the annotation of a GenBank genome assembly.